AAUAGACUAGUCACAUUGGUCAUCACACAAUUUUCAUCUUUAACGACGCUUUCCAUACGGAACACUUAAGUAUACCUCCACUCUCAAAUAAAUCCAAAAGUAUGAGAGUCGCCCUUUAGCUGUUCAAAAACAAGACGCACGUGACGAGUGCCUCCCUUAUUAAGUAAUCCCAGGCAGUUCCAAUUAAAUGAGCGUUCGCGUCACUUUGUUGACAGUUGCUAGGAGACAAAGACGCUGAUGCCUGGAGAUCUAUGGUUAAUCUGCGUUGUCAUGGAAGGACUGUAAAAGUGGGACAGUCCAGUGGAGAAGUUUGAAACUGAGACUUCAAUAUCGGCUCACGGUUCUGGAAUGUCUCCCACAUCCCCUGUUUCUUCUUCAGGCCAUAUUGCUGAUAAGCUGAAGGCGGAAAACAAUAGAUGAGGAAGUGGCUGUAAAAGCGUUUCAAAAUGAAAUGUAGCAGUGAUAGGGGCUUCCAAGUCCUCAGUGUCAAUCAAUAGUAAAAACAGUAUGUUUUUGUCUGCCUCAUGUGUUUAAAGUAAACAAAGCAAAUAAGUCAGUUAAAUUAAUGACUUCUCCUUUAAUUAAAGAUGCAUUUACAGAAAAUCAUAUUUUUCAAAAAGAGCAUCUGACUAGGCCUGCUACUGUACUGUUGACCAGAAGGACAAACAAAUUGAGCAUGGCUGGAAAUGACGAAAAAAGGCCCAUAAUACCACCCAAAAGGCCUGGUUUUAGGGUCUGUUAUAUAUGUGGACGGGAAUUUGGAUCUAAGUCAAUUGAUAUUCAUGAGCCAAAAUGCUUGGAGAAAUGGCAAACGGAAAAUGAAAAAUUACCACCGAACCUCAGGAGGAAAGCCCCACAUAAACCUGAAGCACAAUCUGAAUCAUGUAAUAUUAAAGCACUGAAUGAGGCAGCAUGGCAAAGUUCUCAGGCUCAGUUGAUCCCUUGUGAAAACUGUGGCCGUACAUUUCUUCCUGAUCGUCUUCCUGUCCACCAAAGAAGUUGUAAAAACAAAGCUGGUUUCAAAAGCUCGAGCUCAGGGUCUCCAAUGGCAGCCCAAAACGGCAGUACAUCUAUGCAAUCACGUGAAUCUGUUGGUAAAAACCACUCACAGCCUGUCCAGAAACCCAGAUUUUUAAUUUGUUAUAUCUGUGGCAGAGAGUUUGGGGCUGCAUCUCUACCAAUUCAUGAACCCAAGUGUCUUGAGAAAUGGCAGACUGAAAAUGACAAAUUGCCCAAGAAAUUGCGAAGGCCAAUGCCUCAGAAGCUUUCUGUGGCCCAGAAUGGAGGCACUUCAGUUGAAAAACAGAAUGCGGCUGCAUUGGAGAGCUUCAAAUCGCAGCUGAGUCCAUGUCCUAACUGCAGCCGAACCUUUGCACCAGACAGGCUUCUUGUUCACCUAAGAAGCUGCAAAAGUAAAUCAGGCAGUCUCAGUUUGAAAACUGUUUCUCUUAACAAUGGUGUUGCCAGUACAAACAGCACAAUGACUUUGCAAAAGACAGAUCAAGGACCACAUGAGAAGACAACGUCUGUGACACGUCCAAGAACAGUUAUUUGCUACAUUUGUGGCAGAGAAUUUGGAACCAAGUCUAUUGACAUUCAUGAACCGCAGUGCUUGAAGAAAUGGCAUAUAGAAAACAACAAAUUGCCAAAGAAUAUGCAACGGACAGAACCAAAAAAGCCUGAAGUCAGAGCUAUAGCAGCUACAGGCUCUUAUGAUAUUGCAGCCAUGAAUGAGGCAGCGUGGCAAAGUUCCCAGGCCCAGCUGGUGCCUUGUGAUAUCUGUGGGCGCACUUUCCUGCCAGACAGACUCAUUGUCCACCAGCGUGCUUGCAAGCUGAAAUCAAAAUAAAAGUGUCUAUCCUGAACAAAGUCUCCAGGCAACCUUUUGCUAUUGUAUCAGUAGCAACAAAAUGGAAAGACAGAGCAUGUCAAAUGUAUGUGUGUAUUUGUUAAUGGUUAAGGUAAAUGCUUAUUUGUCUGACUCAGUAAUACAUUAAAACAUUUCUGAAAUGUUUCUGAGACACCUAUCUAUUAAAGGGACUUUUGUGUUUGUAUUGAAAUAUUAUUUGUAAUACUUUGCAUUUUAUAGUAUCAAUUACACUUACUGAUCUUGCUAUGGUUGUUUUUCUUAAUUGUGAAAUGUUUUACUGGUUUAGUCAUUUUGCUGUUAGAAAGUUUUUUUAUUAUUAUUAUUUCUGACUGAUGUGUUAUUUACAUUUUUAAAUUAAUAUUUGUAUGGUUUUAUUUUUGGGUGGCACAGAGGUGCUACAGCAUUCAGAAUUCCUGCCUGGACACCAUCCCAUCUUUGUGCAGGGUGGCAUUCACCGGGUAUUUGCUGGUAAUUUACAAAAUCAACAUUCAUUACAGCAUUUUAAAACAUCCAUCCAUCCAUCCAUUAUCCAACCCGCUAUAUCCUAACUACAGGGUCACGGGGGUCUGCUGGAGCCAAUCCCAGCGAACACAGGGCGCAAGGCAGGAAACAAACCACGGGCAGGGCGCCAGCCCACCGCAGAUUUUAAAACAUUGUUUUUUUUUAUUGGUUGGAGCGUGCCCUGUCCAAGCAGGAACAAUGCUUGCUGGGAUAGCCUCCAACUGCCACACGACCCUACCCUGGAUACGUGGAUUAGGAAAAUGGAUGGAUGGAUGAAAGAAGCAUAUUCAUGUUAACUAACUUGAUCAUGAUGACGCAGAGAGGAGAAUAUUGGAAUUAAGCAAGCAGCUUUGGGGUUUUAAGUCCCUUGAUCUGUUGUCUUGUGCUCUAUGCUGUCAGGAUGGGCCACUGACCCUGAACCAGAAAUAAAUAAAUGAGGACUAGUGCUCCAUCCCGGGGUGGUUCCUGCUAUGUAUCCAGUGAUGCCAGUAUGAGCUCCACUCCCUGUCACCCUAAACUGGAUUAAGUGAGCUAGGAAAACGCAUUUCUCAAUGAAUGAUUUUUAUUUAACCACCUAUUAAUGAAUCAAUGCACAUAAACUACUUGCUUAAAUUACUGCUGAUCAGAUAUUUUGAUGCCUUAUUUUUGUUAAGCAUGGUAAAUUUACUGAUUAUAUUAUUUGUUCAAAAUGUCUAUACUGUACAUCCAUUUUUUUAAAUCUGCUCAUUCCAUUAUAAGGUGGCAGAGAACCAGUUCAGUGCAUCUCCCUCUUGGCAGCGUAUGAGAAUCAAUGUGCUGGGGGGUUUGUUUGAUAAACUGACGUCUUUACAAGCUCAUUUUAACUUCCCUAGUUCAACCUUCUUUUUCUAUCUACAACUCUAAUCAGCCCUCACAACGUGUCGGGUUUACCACUCAUUGUAGUUUAUAUUUUGUUCCUUCUCUCAAAUAAAAAAAAAAUGUGUUUCUGCUCUCAACUCCUUACUUUGUAUAGCAUCUUACAAAGCUCUCCCCUUGAUUUCUCUCUGGUCCAGAGACCUUUCUCCUCUCUCUUUCCCACCUCUCAUGGGACACUGUAUUCUCCAGUAUUGGGUUUAGCUCCAGAAAUCAUAACUACCAGCACACAUAAUUCAGUAUUCUACAUAGACUUUAUCCUAAUCCCUGUGAAUGUCGUCUGAUGGACCUCACUCAUGAUCAUUUUGUCAAUUAUGUCCAUUUAGUUUAACUGAUGUUUCCCCACAUGUUCAGACAUUGCCCUCUUGCCUUUUCCUUUUCAAACCACAUAUGUCCAUCCAUCCAUUUUCCAACCAGCUGAAUCCAAACACAGGGUCACGGGGGUCUGCUGGAGCCAAUCCCAGCCAACACAGGGCACAAGGCAGGAACCAAUCCCGGGCAGGGUGCCAACCCACUGCAGGACACACACAAACACACCCACACACCAAGCACACACUAGGGCCAAUUUAGAAUCGCCAAUCCACCUAACCAGCAUGUCUUUGGACUGUGGGAGGAAACCGGAGCGUCCGGAGGAAACCCACGCAGACACGGGGAGAACAUGCAAACUCCACGCAGGGAGGACCCAGGAAGCCACAUAUGUCUCCUAUUAUUUUUUUUCUGUUUUAAUUAUUUUUCUGUUGCUUUCUUUCAGACCUGUCUAUACUAAAGCUUUAACCUCCUCAGUAUUAAUUGUUCAGAUUUGGUACUGUGGUGGCCAUAUUAAUUCUUUCCUCCUACAGGAAGACACUUGAGCAUGUUACAGCGGACAAUUGGUAGUCCUCCUUGUACAAUUUAAUGCACUUUAAAUUAUUCGCAGCACAGAAUGAUGUUGAAAUUUGGACUGCUAUUGCCCAGUUGUUGAAAUCCCAAGGAGCUGCAAUACCUUGAUAUUGUUUUUCUGUGAACAUAAGCUUUUUUCUUUUAUCUUUGUUGUGACUUGAUCAUAAUCCUUUAACAUUCUUCUUCUCUAGUGACUAGAUUUCACCAAAUAUAUAACCUUUGCCUCAAGCUGUGCACAGCAGGAGAGACUGGAUUGCAUUCUCCUCUGUCUUAUGGCUGUUUAUUGUUGAUAUCUCCUGUUAUUUUGUUUUUGAUUUCAUAAAAACUUUGUUAUCAUAAAAAAAUUGUCAGAGAGUCACAUCCCAUCCAGGCAACAUCAAGACAGACACUUAAAAAUGAGAAAGUGUCCAUUCAACCACUCACUCAUGUCACAUAUGCAUAUUUUGGAGAUGUAGGAGAAAACUAGUCUAACAUUGACAAAAUGCAACCUGACUGGGCUGAGAUUCAAACCCACGUCCACAGGGGUACCACCUUCUCAAACAGUAAAAACAUUGUUCCAUCAGAUGUUUAAUAAUUCUGUCUACUUUUAAAGCCUAAAUAUUCCAACACCAAAACUAAAAAUAAAAAUCCCAAUUUAAUCAUUUCUUCAAUCAGUCUCGGGACUUCUUUACAGAAACUCAAAUAUUUAUCCACAGAAAUAGCCAGAUGGGUUUUUAUACGUUUACUGGCUUAUGUCAUAUACUGUGUGUUAGUCUUAUAAUUAAGAUGUUGAUGAGAAAUUAUUACCUCCCCAGGAUUAUUAUUAUACAUCAUUGAGACAUUAGCCAGUGUCAGACUGUUCAGUUGUUGUACAGUUGAAAAUGGUUUAUGCUAGGAAUUCUAUUUUUUUUGUUUCAGAGUCAUAGAGAGUUCAUCUACAGUAAUGACACAAACAGGAUUUAAAUGAAAUUGUGACUCAUAGCUUUUCUUGGAUAAUGAAAUAAACAGUUUGUCUGACUUG
Molecule: messenger RNA, 5141 nt
Organism: Erpetoichthys calabaricus (reedfish)
Lineage: Eukaryota; Metazoa; Chordata; Cladistia; Polypteriformes; Polypteridae
Product: zinc finger protein 474-like
Exons: 4
Coding region: 566-1849 (427 amino acids)
Source: RefSeq, a predicted model, not a curated record